Messenger RNA from Penicillium verhagenii, 456 nucleotides. RefSeq lists its product as uncharacterized. NCBI's taxonomy places the organism in Eukaryota, Fungi, Ascomycota, Eurotiomycetes, Eurotiales, Aspergillaceae. The record is from RefSeq and is a predicted model, not a curated record. Bases 1 to 456 code for a protein of 151 amino acids. The transcript is spliced from 2 exons.
AUGAAGACCACCGCCAUUAUCAGCACUGUUCUCCUGGCCACAGCCAGCACCACCCUAGCAGCCCCGAGUGCCCUCAAGCGAGCAUUGCAACCCCUGCAACUGACGAACCUGUCUGGAAACCUUUACUCCGAAACACUUCCUACAACCUACGAUAUCGUUUUUGCGCUCAGUGAUCCCAACACGAAUAUUGAUACGCAUUGCGAUGCUGUGUGGUCUGAAGGUCAGGCUGGAACCCUGAUGUUCAGCUGCUCGAACCCGGCUUACCAGGUUAACUUUCCCGACGGCAUCUAUGAUGUUGAGAACUUUGUGUUGCGGGUUGCUCGUCUUGAUGGUACGGAGAGUGGUCAGAGUACUGUCUCUGGUGCUGAGUGGGAGUGUACGACAAGUACUGGGUAUCCUGAGAAGUCGUGUCGGUGGGUUGGUGUUUUUGACAUUGAUGUGACUGCGUCUUCUUGA